AUGUUCCUUACCUUCUUUUCCUUUACUUUUUUAUUUAUUUUUAAUUUGCUAAACAAUUGUGAAGGUUUGGGAUUUGGUGAUGGAUGGGGCGGUGGAAUGGGUGGGAUGGGCGGAUAUGGAGGGUAUGGAAGCUAUGGAGGAGGGUAUGGAGCGCCAAUGAUGAUGAAAAAAGUGAUGAUGCCUUCUUAUGGAAGCUACGGUGGUUAUGGAAACUAUGGCGGUAAUUAUGGUGGAUAUGGUCCUCAAAUGUAUUCAGGAUAUGGGGGAUAUGGUGGCGGUUAUGGAGGUUACGGAAAAUAAAGGAAAAAUAAAUUCGUUUAAUUGUGAUAAGUGUUUCAUUAAAUU
Molecule: messenger RNA, 345 nt
Organism: Meloidogyne enterolobii
Lineage: Eukaryota; Metazoa; Nematoda; Chromadorea; Rhabditida; Meloidogynidae
Source: the annotation of a GenBank genome assembly